UUUGUGUUUAAACCAAGUCCAAAGAAGAGAAGGGUAUCUCCAGAAACAGCUGACUAUUUCAGAGAAGGAGACAAUGAUUCUGAGGACAGUGGGUUGCGAUUUGCUACUUGUCAGUCGUUAUGGAAACAGAUCAAAUCCCAAACAGAGCAAGUACAAGAAGACAUGAAUAAGCAGUUUUUUGAUAACCUAGUAAGUUUUCUGAGGCGAUCUCAUUGUGAGUUCCGAGAAAAGGCAACAGAAUGGACUUGUCGGACAAAAUCCAGAGAAAUCCCUACUGCAGCUCUUCUUUUAGGUGUAAAUGUUACAGAUCAUGACUUGACAUUUAAAAGCCUCUCAGAAGUCAUUCAGAAUAACAUUACUCCUUAUGUAGCCUCACUGCAAGCCAAAGAUUGCCCAGCCAUUAAAAAUCUGAUGCAGAAGUUGAUGGGGCAGUUGAUGAACUGCUGUGUAGAUGUGGACUCAUCGGAUGAGGAGGACUGUGCUCAGGUUUCCCAGAACAGAAUCCGUUGUUCGAUUACUUCUCUUAUCAGCUGGUAUGAGAAUAUAACAAAGAAAACAGAUUCUGAAACUCCAAGCAGAAAAAGAACAUCUUCUAGACACUUGCAGUUUCCUCCAGUUGUGGUCAUCUUCAAAGAUAUGGAAAGUUUCACCACAAAAGUACUUCAAGACUUCAUAGUCAUCAGCAGUCAACAUAUCCAUGAAUUACCUAUAAUACUGAUUUUUGGAAUUGCUACAUCUCCAAUGAUCAUCCACAGUUUGCUUCCUCACUCUAUUUCCUCUCUGCUGUGCAUAGAACUUUUCCAGUCCCUUUCCUGCAAGGAGCACCUGUCUACUAUAAUUGACAAGCUACUUCUAACAACUCAAUUUGCCUUUAAGCUGAGUGAGAAAGUUCUGCAGGUUCUCAUCAACAUAUUCUUGUACCAUGAUUUCUCUGUCCAGAAUUUUAUCAAGGGAUUUCAGCUCUGUAUUGUGGAACACUUCUAUUCCCAACCCCUUAGUGUACUGUGUUGUCAACUCUCAGAAGCUAAGAAGAGAGUAAAUUCUUUAUCACAUAGUCAGUGUGAAAAUAUUCGAAGACUGCCAUCUUUUAGAAGGUAUGUGGAAAGUCAGGAAUCAGAGAAACAAAUUGCCCUGCUGACAUCAGAUAACUUCUUAAAGGAAGCAGUACAGAAGUUACUGGAAGACUUGCAUGUUUACCACGAGAACUAUGUGCCGGUUCUGAGGUGCCUUCAUGUUUUCACAUCUUCUCUUCCAAAGUAUCCUUUGGGCAAACAGAUCAGGGAGCUGCACUGUGCAUGUUUGGAAAGCAGAGUGUGGGAGACAGAGGACUAUGAGUCAUCUCUUCAGCUAGCAAGGAUGUUGAAUAAGUCUGACUUGGUAACCAUGCUUCAGAAAUGUGUGGAGAUUUUUGUGUCAUCUUCUGGAAAAGACUUUGAUAAGGUGGUAGAGAAGUUGAAGGACUUCUUAGCCCAGUUUCAGAAACUGGAAGGAGUUUGCCAAGAACAAGAGGAAUCCAUAUCAUCACAAAAGGAGCUCCAGAAGAAGACAGACCUGUAUCACCUGCAGAAGACCUUGCUGGAGUUGAAGGAAUCAAGGAGAUCUAAGAAAAUGACAAAGUUUGAAAUGCUUCGUUUUGAAGUUGUUGACUUUAUAGACAGUCUUGUAAGAAAUUACCUUGUCCCUGCAGACCACAAGACUCUGCAUGAGAUAAUGUAUUUCAACACAGCCAGUGCUGUGCGGGAGCACCUGAACGCUGCCCCGCGGAUUGCCCUUCACACGGCUUUGAAUAACCCCUACUGCUACUUGAAGAAUCAAGCUUCGAAGAGUGACGGAGGAUCCAUUUCCAAUAAAGCCCCCGACGUCUGCAUCGCGUACAAGCUGCACUUGGAGUGUGGCAGGUUGAUCAACCUCGUUGACUGGCUGGAGGCCUUCUCAACUGUGGUGACGGCAGUUGAGGGACCAAAUGGAGAUGCAGCUGUCUCGGACCAAGUGGAUGACGUUAUCCAUGCUCGUUUCAUUCGAGCCGUUUCGGAACUGGAGCUCCUGGGCUUCAUCAAGCCCAGCAAACAGAAAACGGAUCACGUGGCACGGCUGACAUGGGGAGGCUGUUAGGUGGCCAAGCCAAGGAAG
This is a messenger RNA of Tinamus guttatus (white-throated tinamou), 2130 nucleotides long. NCBI's taxonomy places the organism in Eukaryota, Metazoa, Chordata, Aves, Tinamiformes, Tinamidae. The record is from RefSeq and is a predicted model, not a curated record.